AUGAAAUCUGAUCAAGCCGAGAUUCAAGUAAGUCAAUCAACGCACAUUCCGCUUGAUGCACUUUUCGGUUCGAAGUGCCGGCUGGUGCCGUCGCAAAACGAAUUAGUUUCAUACAAUAAGGAAGCAACAUCGCCGAAGAAGUGUGUUGAAGUCGCGAAGAAGUCGAAGCUAGCCAAAGACGAGAAUCAGAACGAGGUCAUCCCGAAGCGCGCGUUUUGCCUUUUUUGCAUUCCCAUCGAAAAGCCGAACAUUUUCAAAGGCGGCCGAAAGGCGUCGUACACGUUCUCUGUAGAAGACCUCACCGCCAACCCAGAGAAGCAGAAGAAGAAGAUCUUCGGGAAGAACAAAACGACGGGUUUGCUUUUUUUUUUGCCUUCCCUUCUCAAUUCGUCGAAUUGCAGUUGUCGAACGUUCUCGCCAUCGACGGACCUCUCACAGCGUAGAAUCUAUCAAAUCAUCACCGGUCUUCAAAUCGCCUUCAGCUUAUCCUCACUUCUCGUUGUUUGCAUUGUCCUUCCGAUGAUGUAUAAUCACGUGCAGACCACCAUCGAGUAUGUCGAUCGGGAAAUGGCGUUCUGCGAGCGAUCCAACAGCGAGGCGCUCAUUGAGCUCGAAUAUGGCAAAUUGCGGCUGGCUGGAAAUCGUACAGCUCGCGGCGCUUAUGGCUCAGGAGCUUCGCAUGGAUUCCGAGCGUCGGCGUUCGGCGAUGAGAUCACCGGCGCUCCUUUGGAGACCGAGUGUCCGGGAUGCUGUAUUCCGGGACCGCCGGGACCACGUGGUGGCUCUGGGGCUCCGGGCAAGCCGGGAAUGCCGGGACUCGCUGGAAAGCCGGGCUUCCCGGGCGUCACGCCGAAUCAGACGUGCCCGAUCAAUCAGGUUCGCGAGCCGCCACCGUGUCGUCCGUGCCCGCGCGGACCACCGGGAAUCAAAGGAUGGCCGGGAUUCCCGGGAGACGUUGGACCACCGGGACCGCCGGGACUCAAAGGACUUGACGGCGAGGAUGGAGCGCCUGGCGAAACCGGACCAAUAGGACCGCCGGGAUAUCGUGGAGGACCCGGCGCGCCGGGAGACAAGGGACCGACACCAGAAGGAGACUUGAAAGAGGGACCGCCAGGAGACGAGGGACCACCAGGACCAGUCGGUGCCCCGGGAAUGCCAGGACUUCCAGGACGCAACGGAUUGACGGGAUCGCAAGGUGAACGCGGAUGGCCAGGAGUCUCCGGUGAGCCAGGAGAGCCAGGAUAUCCGGGACCCGAAGGACCGAUGGGAGGACAAGGACCACCAGGAGAGCCGGGCGUGUGCGUCUGCCAGAACGUCGACAGCAUCCUUCUCAUCAAUCCGGGACCACAACCGCGAAUUCAAGGCGACGCCGCCGACGAGAGCAUUUCGCCACGUGGCGGCUAUUCAGGCUACGGUCGCAAGUAA
Molecule: messenger RNA, 1425 nt
Organism: Caenorhabditis bovis
Lineage: Eukaryota; Metazoa; Nematoda; Chromadorea; Rhabditida; Rhabditidae
Source: the annotation of a GenBank genome assembly